Molecule: messenger RNA, 1818 nt
Organism: Pestalotiopsis fici W106-1
Lineage: Eukaryota; Fungi; Ascomycota; Sordariomycetes; Amphisphaeriales; Sporocadaceae
Exons: 2
Coding region: 1-1818 (605 amino acids)
Biological process (GO): regulation of transcription by RNA polymerase II
Cellular component (GO): nucleus
Source: RefSeq, a predicted model, not a curated record
AUGGCAUCGAUAGCCGAGCAAUCAUAUAACAUGUUCCCCCGGCCUACGGAGCACCAGGACUUCCUGCUCUACUCGGAGCAGCAAGCAGGAUCCGGAUACGCCUCACCACCAAUGGAUAACCAAUACAGCCCAGACGCCUUUGGCUUUCCUCACACAUCUGGCUUCGAGGUCAACCCAUUGUACGCAGACUUUGCCCACAUGACAUAUGGUGGAAGGACAUCGCCUGGCGCAUACACAGAGGAUGCAGAGCUGCGCGUGCCUUCGUCGAAUAUGUCCACAACGUCGGCUUCGUCGUCGAACAUGGGCUCGCCUCAUUCUCACAGUGGCCAACUAGCCUACGUCCCAGAGUAUAGCCACAACUCGCUGGGUGUAAAUCCCAGCAUCGUGAGCCACGAUAAUUACUUUACUGGAACAGAGUACACCACGUACAUGCCGGCACAGAUGGAGGGCUACGACAUGACUUAUGCCGACAGCAAGCCCGGAUUCGUUGAUCCCUCCCUUAUCCAUCCAGAAAUACGCGGACCUAUGGGGCCACCCAUGCAGGGUUACGACAACACCUUUUCGCAAAACCACCAAUAUCCCACUUCACCCGCACUUUCAGGAGCAACUUCACCGGUUCCUGGCAUUAGAAAUGGCAGCGCUUCGCCCUACGUUCCCGGCUUCCAGUACAGCCCUUUUGCAGUUCCUCAACACCACGGCAGACGGCCCAGCAUGUCUUCCUUCCAAUCUCCCCAGGAGUACUCGUAUAGCGGCGAUGAGUCCAAGGAAAAGCAAAGAUGCCCGCAUCCCGACUGUGGUAAGACCUUCAAGGACCUGAAGGCGCACAUGUUGACGCACCAGACGGAGCGACCGGAAAAGUGCCCGAUCCAGACGUGCGAUUACCACAUCAAGGGUUUCGCGCGAAAGUACGACAAGAACCGACACACCUUGACCCACUACAAAGGGACAAUGGUGUGCGGUUUCUGCCCUGGAUCGGGUUCGGCGGCUGAGAAGUCGUUUAACCGCGCGGAUGUCUUCAAGAGGCAUCUUACUGCCGUCCACGGUGUAGAGCAGACACCACCCAACAGCCGCAAGAAGUCUUCUGGUGCCAACAACAGCGGCAAGAAGCUGACUGGAUACGCAUCGGACGCCACCGGCAAGUGUUCGACCUGUAGCGUCACCUUCUCCAACGCUCAGGACUUUUACGAGCACUUGGACGACUGUGUGCUUCGCAUCGUUCAGCAGGAGGACCCCGCAGAAGCCGUCAACGCACGGCGGCUGGCCGAGGUCGAAAACGACGGCGAGGUUCACCAGACCCUGGAGAAGAACUCCCUUCCCCUCACGACCCAGACUACCAGCCUGUCUGACGAGGAGGAUGAUGAGGAGAUGGGCGAGGACGAUGACGAGGAGGACUUCAAGGGUCGCAAGGCCUCACCCAAGUCGAGGAAGGGUAACCCUGCCAACGGUGUGCAAAAGUCGCGCGGCAUGACGCACUCCCGCGGUGGUGUACCCGUGGCGGUCAAGUCCAAGAGCCGAAAGAACCGACGGGACUACCCAUCGUCAUGGGGCUUCGACAAGGGCCAGAUGACGAUGAAGAAGCGAGUCAUGGCUGUCUUUGACGGCCCACGGCGACUUGCCAAGGACGACAUGAUGCUCUCGACUGAGCACGAGGUGCGCAUCAAGCUUGCCGACGGCAAGUACGUCACGGACCUGGACGUGCAGACCUUGAAGCGCGCGCAGGGCUUCCUCGACGCCACCGAUGAGGAGAAGGGCAUGUGGAUCUCGGACGACCCAACCGAGGAGGACAUGCGCAAGAUGCUCGAGCUCUCUGCACAAUAA